AUGAUCAAACCACGAAACGGUGCCGGGCUUGGGCGUCUUCCAUUAUUUGGCGCCCAUAAAAUGGAUGAUGGCACAAAGAAUAACGCGCAUAGGAACACGGAACAAAAUCUGGCAGACCGAGUUCGGUACAUCAUGCGCUCGAAAAUAUUUGAUGAUGCCGAAAUCGAACGACUACGAAGUGAGGCUAUUCCCUCAUCGAAUGAAUCGGCUAUGGCUGGGGAUGCGGCUCCACAGGCGUCAGACCAGCAUCCACACGUGGAAUCCGCCAUGGAUCUUCCGGUUCCGCCGGAUAUCACGCAGAAACUAACGGAACGCAUAGAUGACAUGAAGCAAAAGAUCGCUGCUUGGGGGAGGCGGAUUCGACGAUUUACCGAGAGGUCAAGGUGGUUCAACCAGAAUCAUCUCUACCAGAGUGAACAGAAGAGGAUCUAUAAAUCAUUGGAGCGACCAGAGGUAUAUAGAGCGGACCUGGGACCGGAUCAGGCCGACACUAUCGCAUUCUGGCGUGGCCUGUGGUCAGAACCCGUAAACCACAGCGAGGGCUCUUGGAUUGAAGUUGUGACGAGCCAGGGUGCGAAUGUUACGGCUAUGGACCCCAUCACCAUAACGCCGGAAGAUGUCACUGAGGCGGUCCUUAGGGCCCCAAACUGGAAAAGUCCCUGGCUCGACGGGCUGCAUCCUUACUGGCUGAAGGGGUUCGUAGUGUGUCACACUGUGCUCGCCCGACAGUUUCAAGAGGCUCUCGAUCAGAAGUCGCUCCCGAGCCUCUUCACAACUGGAAUCACUCACUUAGUUCUUAAAGAUCAGGAUACCACAGACCCGAUCAAAUACCGUCCCAUCACGUUUCAAAAUGUUUACUACCGGUUGUGGGUUAAAAAACGAAAAGUAUUUAGUGACGAGGUGACGAAAAGUGAUAUUAUGAUAAUAAUGGAACAUGCACCAAAGAUGAAAAAUAGGUUGAAGCAUUUGGUAUUUCUUGCCGAUACGGACCAUCAUUCGAUAAGCGAUCUGGCGCGCGUAGUCAUUUGGAGUCUUAUCACUGGUGUACCCUACGUCAGUUUCUACGAUAUUACCGGCGAACUGAAACAUAAUGAAGAAAAGCUCUUCUGGGCUAUUGAAAAAAAUAAGAAAGGAAUACCAGGCUGUAUAAAAUGGUCAAACAAACCAGAUUUAAACGGGUAUACCUAUGGGAUGAAUGCAAAUACAGUUAUUAUUAAUAUCUUUAAUUACUUGAAUGGAAGACCACAAAUAGUAAAUUGUAUAAAACAAAUAGCUAAAGGUGAACUAUUGUGUGAAAAGAAAUCAAUAGAAUACACAACACAGGAAUUUGGAGAGGCUUUAACUCAAAUCUACUCAUCAAUUCCUGAUCCUGAUUUAAUUCUUUAUACUGGACCACUAUGUUGCAGUUAUGGUUUAAUGCCAUGGCAAAUUAGAUUAGCAGAGUUUAUUCAACUCUCCUUAGACCAUAGUGUAAAUAUAGAAAGUUAUUUAGGUGCUUUAUUUAAGUAUAAUAAAUGUGAUCAAAGAUUUGGUAAAUAA
This is a messenger RNA of Parnassius apollo (apollo), 1539 nucleotides long. Lineage: Eukaryota; Metazoa; Arthropoda; Insecta; Lepidoptera; Papilionidae. The record is from the annotation of a GenBank genome assembly.